Messenger RNA from Salvia miltiorrhiza (redroot sage), 811 nucleotides. Its product is annotated as cyclin-B1-2-like. Gene Ontology annotation, biological process: proteasome assembly. The record is from RefSeq and is a predicted model, not a curated record. The transcript is spliced from 4 exons. Gene Ontology annotation, cellular component: nucleus; cytoplasm. Lineage: Eukaryota; Viridiplantae; Streptophyta; Magnoliopsida; Lamiales; Lamiaceae. Bases 236 to 655 code for a protein of 139 amino acids.
UGAUCUUUUGUUGUAUGAGUUAUCGGCUCAUAAGUUUUGGUCCGAUCCAAUUAGUUCGGCCCGUAUUUCUUUGGGCCUGUGGAGCCCACAAUCCUACUAUAUCAAUAUUUCAUUUUCUUGAGCUGAAAGCUAACUUCAUUUCUUUUUUUUCCUUUUUCAUUUACUAUUUCAUAUUUUCUCCUCCCAUUACCACUUCCAAUCGCUAAACGAAAAUUCACGAAGUAGAGCAAUUAUAAUGGAUCCCGCGAAGACGAUACCACUGGAAGGCCGCGCCGACGAUUUGCUGCGUUUCGGGAUCCACGGCGUCAAGAGCGAUAUCAUCGAACCCCACCCUCUUCAAUCUGCCCGUCGCUCUGCGAAGCAAACGCAAGAAGAGAUGAAGAAGAAGAUCCUGGCGAAUACUUAUGGAGCAGCAUUUCCGAUGAAGAUGGAGAUGGAUUGUCAGAUUCUCUCCAAAUUUCAAAGGCCUCCUGGUGCAGUGCCUUCUUCGUUUGUAGGUCUAGAGGCCUUUACUGGAACUAUGGAAGAGUUUGGUUUUGAAGAUUAUCUCAACGAUCCCAGGGAGUCUGAAUCAUACCGUCCAGUUGACCUGCAUCAUGGUAUGGAAGUUCGUCUUGGUCUGUCGAAAGGACCGCCAUGCCCUAGUUUCAUGUGAAGCAUCAAUUGAUUUUCUGGGGUGGAUCUUAGGUCUUUUCUUGGUGUAUUGAUACUAUUACAUGUAUCUUUGUCCACUUAAAAGGCUCAAAAUAGACUGUGUUGUACUCGUUGAUAACAAGAUAGUUCCUAAAGUGUCAAACAAGCUUGAACAGUA